UGGGCUGACCGGGUUAUAAAACCUGAAAGGGUUCAUCCGGAGCCCACCAAAGAUCUUGAGGACGCCUGCGAGAAACUUCUCAAGGGUGAUCCUGUGACCGGGAAACCUUAUGCCUAUGGAGGCUGGGUAUUCCGGCUAUCUAAUCCGGAUGGGGUGAAUCUGCGACCCAUGACGCAGAAGAUGACCGGGCAAACUUCCCGGAUGGUCAUGCUGAGGCCAGUUCUCCUCGUCCAGGUUGAUUAUCCUCUCUUAAGCUUCUUAAUUUCAUUUUCUUUAUUUAUAUACAAGGCUCGAAAAAUAACCGGUCAUAUGUUGCUCUGCUCUUUUUCAGACAUGAACUUCAACAGGAUGACCACCAUCAUUGAGGAUGAUGACGAUGAUGUCCAAGUCCUCCAUUCCAACCGGUCUCCCAAUCGCAACCCUCCCUCCCCUCCUCAAAACAUUGGAGUUGAAGGGGCCUCAACUGCUCGGUGCUCUUCCUUUGACGACCUCAUUCGAGACAAACAGGUGAAGUCUCCCUCAGCCCUCCAUUUCUCUGAAGGCGACCGGGUUGAAUCCAAGCCCAAGGAGGCCAGCCAUUCUUCUUCCCGUGCUAAGGGCCAGAAAAGGAAGGGCUCCCAUAAGAGUUCCAAAGGAGACAGGAAGAAGAAGGUCAGGUUAUCAGAUACGGAGGGGGAGUCCAUCGAAGAAGCCUUCCUAUCCCUGGCCAAAAAACUCAGCAAGGCCGGGGUCAUUUCAGAAGAGAUUGGCCAAAGUCUGCUGGAGCCAAAAGACCAG
Molecule: messenger RNA, 777 nt
Organism: Cuscuta campestris
Lineage: Eukaryota; Viridiplantae; Streptophyta; Magnoliopsida; Solanales; Convolvulaceae
Source: the annotation of a GenBank genome assembly